Exaiptasia diaphana is the source of this 839-nucleotide messenger RNA. Its product is annotated as MKI67 FHA domain-interacting nucleolar phosphoprotein-like. The coding region runs from base 6 to 620 and encodes 204 amino acids. NCBI's taxonomy places the organism in Eukaryota, Metazoa, Cnidaria, Anthozoa, Actiniaria, Aiptasiidae. Gene Ontology annotation, cellular component: nucleolus. The record is from RefSeq and is a predicted model, not a curated record. Gene Ontology annotation, molecular function: RNA binding. The transcript is spliced from 6 exons. Gene Ontology annotation, biological process: maturation of LSU-rRNA from tricistronic rRNA transcript (SSU-rRNA, 5.8S rRNA, LSU-rRNA).
CCAAGAUGGCCGAAAAACAAGGAARGGAAGGAAGAGAAACUUUAGCAUUAGACUCRGAAAAACAGAAAGAAUUUGAAGAGAAGGUUGGAAAAAUUAAACCUAAGGACAAGAGUGAAGAGCUCACACCUGGAGUAAUAUACUUGGGACAUAUUCCCCAUGGUUUUUAUGAAAACGAAAUACGUGAGUUCUUUCAGCAGUUUGGGUCAGUAAAUCGAGUCAGACUCUCUAGAAGUAAAAAGACUGCAAGAUCAAAAGGAUAUGCAUUUGUCGAGUUCGACUGUGAUGAAGUGGCAAAAAUUGCAGCAGAAACAAUGGAUAAUUAUCUUAUGUUUGGAAGAGUAUUGAAAUGUAAAGUUGUAUCACCAGAUAAAAUCCAUCCUAGACUAUGGCAAGGCUCAAAUAGAAGAUUUCGCCAUGUGCCAAGGAAUGAAAAUGAAAUUAAAAGACAAAACAAGGACAAAACACAAGAGGAAUAUGAAAAGAAUGUCAGUAAUUUGCUCAAGAAAGAAAGCAAAAAGAGAAAGAAAUUAGAGAAACUUGGUAUAUCAUACAACUUCCCAGGAUUUAAAAAGGAGGCAAAAGGAACACAACCUAAGCACAAGAGAUUUAAAAGUUCUUAACAUUAGAAUAAUAAUAUUACUUAAUCAACCACUGUACAGCAAUAUCAUGAAUUUUGGAUUUGAAAACCCCCGUCACUUCAUCAAUGCAUUGAUAAUGUACUACAGUAUAUCAUUUUACAACCUGUGGUUAUGCAAGCAAUGUAAAAUGUAUAAAAAACAUUUUUUCAUGAUAUCACUAGAUUCAAAUUCAGAUGGAAUAAAAAUAACUCAACUAUCAUA